Pseudo-nitzschia multistriata is the source of this 2488-nucleotide messenger RNA. NCBI's taxonomy places the organism in Eukaryota, Bacillariophyta, Bacillariophyceae, Bacillariales, Bacillariaceae. The record is from the annotation of a GenBank genome assembly.
CACCGAAAAAAUCACCAACACACGCACCCACCAACUCCCAAAGCAGAGGCAAACGAUAUCGAAAGAGGAAACCCAAUGAUUGAUCAAGGCCGAAAGCAAGAGAUAGAUUGUACCGUGCAAACCCAACUAGGAAGAGAACAACAGACGAAGGGAACACGAGGAAAGGCAGCAAUGGACAAAAAAUCUCGGAGACAUUCCUUUGUUACGCCGCCCCGGCGCAAAGGGCAGCGGGGUCUGGGCCGCUCGCUGGAUGGCCUGGGCGCCAUUUCGAAACAAGUUUCCAUGGCUAGCUUGGGCGGCUCGGUCCACAGCGCCGGAAGCACGAGCAACAACCCCAUUACCAAGGACCUGCAGCUCAACAUUCUAGUCCACGACAAACUAGACAAGAUAAAGAAAUACACGCCCUUCCAUCGCUGGAAGUCAAAAUUCCUGAACCGCUUCGAUACAUUCCUGACGGAGGGGGGGAAGAAGCCGGCCAGAGAGGCUUCGGGAAGGAUCCAGAACCAUCUGCAGAACUGUUUGAAUAGAGCAGAUGUUCUCAUAGAGCUAAUCGAAAGAGGGGAUCUCUCCCCAAUCACCGGAAGAAAGACGGUCCGUGCAUUUUCUGCUCUCAAAGAGUUCUGCCAAGACCUAGACGGUACCAGAGUGGAGCUCCAAGAACUGGUGCCAGGCAAUUCGAUGGACGAACGGCGCUUGGGGUACACCAAGUUCCACGUCGGAGCCUCACUCAUCGAGGAGUGCUUCCCACAGUACGUUGCAAUGAGAGAACUCGAGGACAAGGUCCAAUUGAUUUCGGACUCUACAAGGGACAUCGACCGCGACGAAGACGUACUCGACAAAACGCAGCGGGAACUCUUUCGCAACUAUAAGAAGCAGGUGACACGGUUUUGCGACGUCAUGGCCAGCCUAGAUUUUUAUGAGAUUAUGCUCAAGUGUGUGGAGUUUUUGAAUCCACCAGAACACGAGGAGAGUGGCGACGAGGAACUGACCAUUUUUCUCAGGCCCUUCGUUCGAAAUACCGGAACCAACGGUAGCAAGAACCGAGGCAGUGGAGCUUCUUUGUUCCGGUCGAAGAAAGGUUUCGAACCCACCCAGGCUAAGGUUAUCAAUCCCGUCAAGAUUGACGCCGAGGAAACCGAAACCAUCGCCUCGGUGACAAUCCUCGCCCUCGAUGAACUCGGCUUCAAUCUUAAAAAGCACGGUGACGUGGAGAUCUUGGAUCAGCUUCGGGUACGGUAUAACAACGACAACAACGUAGUGAAAAAUCCGAAGACUAGUACCUUGAAAGAUCUGAACAUCGAAAAUGGUGACGUUCUAACAAUUGAGCAGGCCCUCGUUCCUAUUCAGGUUCGACGGACGACAUCGGAGGGAGAGGCGGUGUUCGUGGAAUUAAUGAUUGACCCACACACGCCUUUGAAGGAACUGAAGGCCACGCUAGACAGCGAAAAGAACCGACACGAAGGCAUGGAACGCAUAUCAGCCGAUGAACAAAUUUUGUUGCUGGACGGUACCGAACUAACGGAGGACGAGAAAACAUGUUUUGACUGUGGCAUUGCGUCCGGAUCUAUCGUAGAUCUAAAGUCUCUGGCCAAGAUCCCAUCGGCAGAGGAAGCCAUGAAAGAACAAAUCGACAAGAUCCUGAUUGUGGAUACAAAAUACGGAACCAUGUUCGGUGUGGKGCGCCAAGAAGCUAUCCAAAAGGCAGUGGUGACACCAAAAACAGUCAGGGUGGACGACGAAUUUUUAGAAGCGACCGACAGUGACAUCGACAAGAAUCAGAUGCUGCAAUCGAUGAUGUCGUCUCCAAACCUCAACGUCAAACCCCAGAUUGUGAUUGCCAAGUUAAAGAUCGAAGAUUAUGAGAUCGAGGACGCAGCAGCAGUUCACAAUCUUUGGGGGGUCAAUCUCAAAAAGACCAGCCAAAGGCAACGCUCGACAGCAAUAUUCUUUGUGGACCUCAAAACCAAUGCCGUGGGAUUUCUGGACCGCAAGAAAUUGAUGGAUAUGAACUUCAUCACCGUGGUCAAGGUCAAUGAUCCAAGUGUUCUCGGGGACAACAAAAAGCACGAAGUGAACGAAACACUGGAGCAGGCUGAAGUAGACCAGCAAAAGUACGACUUUUUCGUCGCCAGAAUCAGGCGGAUAUUUGGUAUCGAAUCGCUUGGUCUGCAGUAUACUGAUUGAGUAGCAAAUAGGGACCGAGCGCUGGUGAUCAAAUGAUGAUGCGUUUUUAAAUUUAGUUGUUCAUUUACUCACUCGCCAAUCAUCAAUUCGUAACUGAUACGGCACGUUGUGUGAAUUAUCAUGGUGGUAUUGAAUAUUAUAACUUAUAACUUCUAUUGUUUGUGAAAAAAUUCUGCAUGAACCUUGGGAUGCUAGUUCCUGUAUAAUUUUCUUUACAAGUACAGCAAGUGACAUGUCUUGCUUUUGCAUACCUAAUGAAGUACCAUACUAACUUCGUUAUCAACCAUAAAGUUGGUUAGUUAUA